AUGUCCCAAAAACGAAUCCCACGGGAAAGCAAAGCGAAGGGGAUCGAACGAAUUGCGCAAAUGAAUUCGAUCAGCAUACCAUAUAUUACCCAUACCCAUAACCCCCGCCACGAUCCCAUCCCAUCAUCACCUUAUCGAAUGCCCGAAGAGGCCGCCGCCGCCUCUCACUCUCAAGAACCCCCCAAUAACACUGCAGACAAACCCUGUUCUCCGGGACCCCCAAGUCACAAAAAAAAGAGCCUCAAUUACCCCGGUGGGAAUACCUUCCCAGAACAAUCACUCUCUAUUCCACCUAUACAGUCUUUUGCCUUUUAUCUCGCACCCAGUUUCCCCAUCAAACUCACCUCCCAGCGCCUACCUGCCAUACAUCCAACGCGAGUCGCCAAACAACCAGGGCCCAUUCCUGAGCGAAUCCUCUUUUCUUAG
This is a messenger RNA of Plenodomus lingam JN3, 426 nucleotides long. RefSeq lists its product as uncharacterized. Lineage: Eukaryota; Fungi; Ascomycota; Dothideomycetes; Pleosporales; Leptosphaeriaceae. The record is from RefSeq and is a predicted model, not a curated record.